Molecule: messenger RNA, 2060 nt
Organism: Panonychus citri (citrus red mite)
Lineage: Eukaryota; Metazoa; Arthropoda; Arachnida; Trombidiformes; Tetranychidae
Exons: 2
Coding region: 546-1784 (412 amino acids)
Biological process (GO): negative regulation of cell population proliferation; negative regulation of TOR signaling
Cellular component (GO): membrane
Source: RefSeq, a predicted model, not a curated record
UUUCUUGUUGUUUUGUUAUCUGUUUAAUUAAUUUAAUUAUGAUUGUGUUGAUCAUUUUAUCAUCAACAUGUUGAUUUUAAUUGUAGGGUUAAUCAAUUCUCUAUGGUGAACUUUUGGGUUUAAUUAAUUUCCUUCAUUAGAUUGUUAAUUCUUAUUGUUUCUACCUCGUAACCUUGUAAAUCUUUUGUUUCAUCAUUAAUUGUAUUUACAAGGCAAGGUAGUGUUUCUGUUUUGUCAAUUCGUGUUUCAAAUCAACAUUGACCUCAAAUUUUGAUCAUUUUUGUUGUUAAUUUUUAUCCUAAAUUUAAUUUAAUUGUUACCCAUUUAUUCAUUUAACUUUGUUUUCUUGUAUUCUAUUGGAAGUGUUCACUUUUACUUGUCAUAUUCAGUCAAAGUAUCAGCAUCUCAUUCAGCUCUCAUUAAUUUGUUUGUGUUUAAAUUUAUUCGACCUAAUCUGGUCAAUUAUUAGUUGAAAGAUCUGAUAAUUUUUUCUAAAUUACUUUAUUCAAAUGGAUUUGUAACUAUAUUUACAAAGUAAUCUCAAUAUGCCUAAUCUAAGAGAGUAUGUGGACCGAGCUAGAGACCAAGCCUCAUCUAGAAUCCAAAUCAUCGGAGUUUAUAUCACUACUUUCCUUGAUUCAUUUAAAACUGGUUCAAGUAGUAGUCACAAUCGACCAAGAAGACGAAGUUCAAGGCCUAGAAGGCAACACAAUCCAAUCUUAGGCCCUCCACACCUUCAAAGGACUCACAAUAGUCGCAAUUACUACAAUCAUAGUUCAACUAGACAUCAUCUCGCCUCAAGUUUCUUUGAUUCAAACCGAUGUGGUGAGAGGAACUUGUGGGCUGCAUUAAUGAGUUUAUUGGUCAUUGCAACACUUUCAGCAGCUAUUGCUCAACCUAAAUGGUUUCGUAUAAGAGGUGGACGUUGUGAUCGCGUUUAUAUAGGAUUACAGGAACUUUAUAUCGAACCAUUUACCUUCAUUCCACACAAUUAUGGUUUAGCAAGUAAUAGUGUUAAUAAGGAGGAAAUACGAGGAAAUACAAAUAAUAUCAUUGAAAGACAAAAGAUAAAGGCUUCCCUUCAGCCUAAAGGUGAAGCCAAGAUUUUAUCUGGUAACCCGAAUAACAAUGGCUCGUUGCUCCAACGUCAAGGGUCAAUUAAUCGUGAUUUGACAGAAAGUAUCUAUCCAAGUAUCUCGGUGAAAAGUGGUCGAGCUCAUAUCAGCUGUAUAACCCCUGAAAUUGGUCAUUUACGAAGGACGAUAAUUAUUUUAUGCUUUUCAAGUCUAUUACUCAACUUAUUUCAAUUUUUUCUUGACACCUUGGGUACAAAACGAAAAAUUCUUGAACAUAUGAGGCGUCAUGCAUUAGCCAAUUUAAUUGGUGUUGUUUCUUGUAUAUUUACACUUGGCUUUGCUUAUUUGGUUGCUGAUUUGUUAGAGAAAGAACAAAGAAGACGAGUAAACAAAGCUCAUUUUUUAAAUUGGAAUAAUGAACAUCCACCCAAUGUGGAAAUUCACUUCGAAAUCAGCUAUUAUCUAAUUAGUCUCGCUGGGCUUCUUGGUUUAAUCGCUGCUGCUUGUAACCUUCUCGCUAAACCCAAACCUUACUUUUUCUCAUCUUCUCUCUACUUUUCGCCUCCCUAUGAUUCUGAAGCAAACAAUUUACUUGAGGAAACAAUCUCACCUCGCUGGCAAUCUCCCCCUCCACCACCGCCGACUUUAUCAGCUAUGGUUCCUCCAAACUCGAUGACUUUACCUCCACCUCCACCAUACUCACCCUAAAGAGAGGAGACGAAUAUCAAUUAUUUAAAACAAUUAAUCAACGUGACAUUUGAUUCACUUUAAUGAAAAUGGAGUCACAAUUCAUCAGCUUGUAUUAUGCUUGUUAUUUUUCUUGAUAAUAAUAAUGAUAUUUAUUUAAAUGAUAAUUGACGGAUUGUUAAGUAACAGAAAAGAAAAGAAAAUUGAUUCAAUUAAUUGCUCUUUUCUUCUAAAUGAUUUGGACAACAUUAAGAUUUUGGUUCCUUGAUUAAGGUGAUUAAAAUUAUUUCCAAAUGA